AAAAGUGUAAACCCUUUGGAAUAUGGUUAUUACCGCAGAAUAAAGCUGUAGUAAACAUGUCUCUUAUGUGAUCAGUCAUAUUUUUGUAUUUUGGGCGAACAAUGUAAUUUUGGCUUUGUUAAUGCAAAAAUUAAAAAAACUGUAUGAUAUACUAAAACACGACAAAAUAUAUUAACGUAAAAACAAAAAUUCUACAACACCAAUCUUCAAAAUUAUUUAGAUUAAUUCAACCAUGUGAACCUAAAACAUAAGAAUUUCAGCUUCAAGAAUCAGACCCCUAGACAAGAAGAACUGAAGCCAACUACACAUGAAAAGCUAAGUAAACUAGAAAGUAUAUCGUAACCUUUGCUCCUCUCAAAUUUUUCAUAAAAGACUUUGUUUAUCAUGGACAAUAAAUGGAAUUAGGAAGGAGGGGGGAGAUUACAUGUGUGGGGGUUGUCCAUGAUUUAUUGACUAAUAAUGAAAUUUUGUCUGUUGCAGAAACUGCUUUAUUUCAUUGAUUUUUGAAAUUUAUGUAAGAAUUAAUUUUUGAUCACAUGGAGCAAAAACCGAAGGCUACCCAACACAGGAUCUUUAUACCAACACUGACGAUGUACAACCAAUAAUGACGGACCAGAUUUAAUCAAAGUGAACAGGACUUUACAGCUACAACCAGGGACAUCAACAGGAGCUGGCCGGUGUGGCACUUCAGUCUGGAACAGUGCUUCGACUGCUACGGUCGCAAGUUUGAGUCCUUCCUCAGCCAUGGAUGUGUGUGAUAUCCUUAGUUGCCCUUUGUGUCUUGGUAUUCACUGUUGCUGUAACUGCCUCAUGGUCACUGAUAUCAGUCCUGAUGUGGACUUCCUCAACAAGAUCAGGAAACUGGUGUGCACAGUGACUACAAGGAAGGAUAGGAACACAGCAAUUAGUUGCAAUUGUACUGCCUUUUUAUUAUUGUUACUAGCACAAAAAGUAUUGGAUGAAAUAAAAAGGCACCAGAAAACACCUGCAGCACCAUCAACGACAGUAACAGUAACACCACAAAAAUCAAUAGCAGCAGGUUCAUCACAAGUAGCAACAACAACAGAAGCAACAGCAACAACAAAAUCAUCACCAUCAGCAGCAGUAAAAUUACCACAAAUGUUCAAACCACAAUCAGUAACUGCAACUAAACCUUCGGAGGAAAUAACAGCAAAACCAGCAGAUACUACAACAACAGAUCCACCAUCAACAGAAAUAGUGCCAAUAAAAGAAUCAAAGGCUGCAAUAGCACGAAGAAUCCUGUCAGCCCCAGAACCACUACCACUACCACCAUCACCACCACCUCCGGCCACAGAAACAGCAGCAGCAACAACAGCAGCAGCAACUGAACCAACAACAACAGUAGCAGCAACAGCAAAACCAUCAACAACAGUUGCAGCAACACAACACUGCCUAAGGAGGAGUCAAAGACCAGGUCCAUCUAUAUCAUUAAGUGAGGAUUUUUUAUGGCUUCAGACAAAGAAAAGAAAAAGAUUGUGACAAAUCAGCAAGAAAAUUUGCAGAUAAGUCAUAACUGUUAUGGAAAAAGCAGCACAUUACCAGGUAAUGACAAAAGAAAAAAUACUUGUAAAAAAGUCAGGAUAAUGUGUCAGAAUAUUCAAUGCCUCAGAAACAAAGUACUAGAUCUAGAAGUAGCUUUAAAUAAUCUUGCUGAUGUCUCUUGUAUUUGUUUAUCUGUACACUGGUGCAAGGCUAGUGAAUUAAGUCUCAUAAAUAUA
Molecule: messenger RNA, 1739 nt
Organism: Schistocerca gregaria
Lineage: Eukaryota; Metazoa; Arthropoda; Insecta; Orthoptera; Acrididae
Product: salivary glue protein Sgs-3-like
Exons: 3
Coding region: 745-1500 (251 amino acids)
Source: RefSeq, a predicted model, not a curated record